AUGCGGAAUCAAAAAAAAUUUUGCUACGAUCGGAUAACCGAGCACAAAGUUACGUUUGUUUCAAGUUUCGACGCAGGUCAGGCCUUCACCGCGGCCGUGUACUGCAGUGAUGCAAUCACUGUCUUCGUCGACAGCGGUGAUGCAAUCACUGUCUUCGUCGAAAGCGGUGAUGCAAUCACUGUCUUCGUCGACAACAGUGAUGCAAUCACUGUCUUCGUCGACAGCGGUGAUGGCCCAAACUAA
This is a messenger RNA of Linum trigynum, 243 nucleotides long. The record is from the annotation of a GenBank genome assembly. Lineage: Eukaryota; Viridiplantae; Streptophyta; Magnoliopsida; Malpighiales; Linaceae.